CCUCACCCGCGAACUGCUUCUGACUGCUUCCAGCAGAGGCAGCGGCGCUCCCAUUGAUCAGGGGUCUUCCAGAAGAUCUCCCCUGAGCCUUUCCAGCUCCUCACGCCUGGGCACCGAGUCAGCCCGCUCGCCCCCCAAAGUGGCAACUUCUGAAGAACGCGGUCAGAUGCCAGAAGGAGCUUCUGGGGUGACGGACAGCCUGUCCCACCGCGUUAAAGGAGACCGCUAAAAUAUAGAUGUGCAGCUUGUAUUGAAGAAACGAGACCGUGCUGACAUGGGAGACGAGGGGGCAGCCGUUAGCUUCAGCCUGCUGCGAUCAUCUAUGUCACUUGGUCAGAAGCCCGCCGUGCAACCGCAACGUUUUUAAAGCAGUUUCUCAGAUGGAUCAGCUCAGAGGAACAUUUCACCAAGAUGCCUGAGACUAUGGAAUAAACAGAAUAAUACUUAUGGAAUUAAAAUUACUGUAUAUAUUAAAUUGUUCUGGUUCAACAAGACCUGAAAGGUUACUUUAUCAUAUUAUUAAUUUACAUAUUUACUGAAAUUUGCUUCUGAUGCAGCUAAGAAAAAUGCAGUCCAUUAAAACAGAAGAGGCAUCUGCUGAUACAAGUGGCAACAUGGACAAAAUUAUGGUUCUUAAUUCUACACUGACUGAUGUAUCAGAUGACUUAGCUACUGGUGAUGAAAUGUUACUUGCAGAAGGAUCCAUUAUAAAAAACAAGUCUUCAGCAUGCAGGAGAAAGCGGGAAUUCAUUCCAGAUGAAAAGAAAGAUGCGAUGUACUGGGAAAAACGGCGGAAAAAUAACGAAGCUGCCAAAAGGUCCAGGGAAAAGCGGCGACUGAAUGAUCUUGUUUUAGAGAACAAGCUAAUUGCACUGGGAGAAGAAAAUGCCACUUUAAAAGCUGAGUUACUUUCACUGAAGUUAAAAUUUGGUUUAAUAAGCUCUUCUGCAUAUGCCCAAGAGAUUCAGAAGGUCAACAAUUCAACAGUUCUUUAUUUUCAAGAAUAUCAGAAUUCCAAAUCAAGCGUUAAUACUUUCAUCGAUGAACAUGAGCCAACUAUUGUAAGCAGUAGUUGUAUAUCUGUCAUUAAGCACUCACCACAAAGCUCUUUAUCUGAUGUAUCUGAAGUGUCCUCAGUAGAGCAUACUCAAGCAAGCCCCAUACAAAACCAUUGCAGAAAUACUGAUGAUAAAUUCCAAAUCAUAAAGCAGGAACCUAUGGAAUUAGAAAACUAUGCAAGAGAUUCACGAGACGAAAGAGGGUCCUUUACAACUUCAAUAUAUCCAGGCUUCAUGGGAAGCCAUUUUAAUGGCUAUUCACAUUCCCCUCCACUGUUGCAAGCAAACAGGUCCUCCAGCAAUUCUCCAAGGACUUCAGAAACUGAUGAGGGUGUUGUGGGAAAGUCAUCAGAUGGAGAAGAUGAGCAGCAGGUUCCUAAAGGUCCAAUCCAUUCUCCCGUUGAACUUAAAAAUACUAAUGCCGUAGUUAAGGUUCCAGAGGUAAGCUCUUCUGCACUUCCUCAUAAACUGAGAAUUAAGGCAAAGGCCAUGCAAGUCAAAGUGGAAACAUUGGACAAUGAAUACGAUGCCACACAGAAACGACUGUCACCUAUUGAUAUGUCAUCUAAAAGACAUUUUGACCUUGAAAAGCAUAAUGCACAAAAUUUAGUACAUAAUACUCACACUCCUUUCUCAAUUCAAGUGACUAAUAUCCAAGACUGGUCUCUGAAACCAGAACACUGGCACCAUCAAAAAGAACUGACUGAAAAAUCUCAGAGUGGUGGCAAAACUGCAGGGCUUGAUGUUAAAGACAAUUCCUACAAAGUCUCUGAGACAGAAAACUUGUACUUGAAACAGGGCGUAGCAAAUUUGUCUGCAGAGGUUGCUUCACUUAAGAGACUUAUAACUACACAACACAUCUCUGCUUCAGACUCUAGCUAAAUGACUACUGAGUAAUUAUUAUUUUAAAGGAUGUCAUUUGCAGUAGAUUGGUAUGUUUUGUAUUACGCUGAAUUUUCACUGGACUUGGAAUGUCAUUUCACUGUAAGGUUCACAUAAUGUCUGAUGGAUGAUGUGUUUUUGUGCACAGAUGACUGUGGAGAUGAGAUUGUCAAAAUCACUAGCCUUGUGUAUGGUGAAGAUGCCUAUGUACAUGCUGUAUAUAUAGUGAACAUUAUUUUUCUGUCAUUCUGUUACUAUAAAGUGUGAAAGUUGCCAGUUCCAAUAAAAAAUUGGUGACAAGCA
This is a messenger RNA of Protobothrops mucrosquamatus (brown spotted pit viper), 2243 nucleotides long. RefSeq names its product nuclear factor, interleukin 3 regulated (gene NFIL3). The record is from RefSeq and is a predicted model, not a curated record. Gene Ontology annotation, cellular component: nucleus. Gene Ontology annotation, molecular function: DNA-binding transcription factor activity; DNA binding. Bases 552 to 1940 code for a protein of 462 amino acids. Gene Ontology annotation, biological process: DNA-templated transcription; regulation of DNA-templated transcription; circadian rhythm. The transcript has 3 exons. Lineage: Eukaryota; Metazoa; Chordata; Lepidosauria; Squamata; Viperidae.